AUGACGUUCCGCGACGUGGCUGUGGAGUUCACCCAGGAGGAGUGGCAGCUCCUGGCCCCUGCUCAGAAGGCCCUGUACCGGGACGUGAUGCUGGAGAACUACAGCCACCUGGUGUCCCUGGGUUGGAAGGAGGUGAACAACCAUGGACCGUAUCCCACAAAAGCCCUAUUGGAAUCUUCUCAGACCUUCCCUGAGAGUCAGAAAUCCAACAGUACUAAGUCCCAACUCAUUAAGCAUCAGAAACCUCACAAAAUAGAGAAACGGCAUAUGUGCAAUGAAUGUGGAAAAGCCUUCAUCAAGAAAUCUUCCCUCACUAAUCACCAAAUCAUCCAUUCUGCAGAGAAACCCUAUAGAUGCAGUUUAUGUAGUGAAACUAAGUGCGGAAAAGACUUCAUCACAAAGCACCGUCUCACUGUUCAUGAACAAACACAUACUGGAGAGAAACCCCAUGUAUGUGAUGAAUGUGGAAAAUGCUUCAGACAUAAGAAAAAUCUCAUUAUUCACCAUCGAACUCAUACGGGAGAGAGACCGUACCUAUGCAGUGAAUGUGGGAAAGCCUUUAACCAGAAGGGAAAUCUCAUCAUUCACAUGCGAACUCAUACUGGAGAGAAACCCUAUGUGUGCGGGGAAUGUGGAAAGGGCUUUGGCCAGAAAUCAUGCCUGACGGCACAUCAGAGAUUUCACACAGGGAAAUCUCCCUUUUCAUGCAGUGAAUGUGGAAAAGCUUUUUCUCAGAAGUCAAGCCUCAAUAAACACCGAAAAAUUCACACAGGCAAGAAACGUUUUAAAUGCUACGAAUGCGAGAAACUCUUUGAAACAAAGCAAGAGCUCAUUGGGCAUCGGAGAGCCCAGCUGGGAGAGCCCCCAUAUGGCUGUAUUGAGUGUGGGAAAACUUUCGACUCGGCUUCUGACUUUUAUUCACAUAAAAGAAGACACAGAAGAAAGAAACACGUCAAUUCAGUCAGGGUGGAAGACUUCCACAACAAGCCACAUGUAAGCAUUCUCAUACAGGAGAAAAGCCCUGUGAAUACCAUGACCAUGCAGAUGCCUUCUGUGUUAGAUCAGCCGUCUAUAAACAUCAUAUUGGUGGGCUCCUAA
Chrysochloris asiatica (Cape golden mole) is the source of this 1098-nucleotide messenger RNA. It is a transcript of the gene ZNF350, whose product is annotated as zinc finger protein 350. The record is from RefSeq and is a predicted model, not a curated record. NCBI's taxonomy places the organism in Eukaryota, Metazoa, Chordata, Mammalia, Afrosoricida, Chrysochloridae. Gene Ontology annotation, biological process: regulation of DNA-templated transcription.